Carcharodon carcharias (great white shark) is the source of this 4416-nucleotide messenger RNA. Its product is annotated as MLX interacting protein. The transcript has 17 exons. NCBI's taxonomy places the organism in Eukaryota, Metazoa, Chordata, Chondrichthyes, Lamniformes, Lamnidae. Gene Ontology annotation, molecular function: RNA polymerase II cis-regulatory region sequence-specific DNA binding; protein dimerization activity; DNA-binding transcription factor activity, RNA polymerase II-specific. Gene Ontology annotation, biological process: regulation of transcription by RNA polymerase II. The record is from RefSeq and is a predicted model, not a curated record. The coding region runs from base 125 to 2884 and encodes 919 amino acids. Gene Ontology annotation, cellular component: nucleus.
CUCCCCCUACGGUUACUCAGAGGCGAAGCUGCCGAAUGAAAGAAGGGAAUGAGGCUCUGGAGAGAAAGUGGUUGCUAUUUGCUCGCUUCACUUCAUAGCUGCGCGAUCCAAUAGAUCAUUUAAGAUGGCCAAGGACGUGUUUCUGCUGCGCUCGGCCAGGACUCCGGUGAUUAUUAAGCAGGAGCCCGACGACGAUUCGGACGCUGACGAGCCCAAUUUGAAGAAGUCGGACGAGCUGCAAAUCAUCCACAGCGGGCAUUUCAUGGUGUCGUCCCCGCACCGCGAGCACCCUCCCAAGAAAGGCUACGAUUUCGACACCGUCAACAAACAGACAUGUCAGACCUAUUGCUUCGGCAAGUACAGCACGUCCCACCUCUCCAUCGACGCAUCCCUGACCAAGCUGUUCGAGUGCAUGACUCUGGCAUACAGUGGAAAAUUGGUUUCUCCUAAAUGGAAAAAUUUCAAAGGAUUAAAACUUCUAUGGAGAGACAAGAUUCGACUGAACAAUGCUAUCUGGAGGGCAUGGUACAUGCAAUAUGUAGAAAAACGUGACAACCCAGUUUGUCACUUUGUUACUCCACUAGAUGGAACUAUCGAGUUUGAUGAACCUCGACGACCAGAAGCAGCUGUAACGGAAGGAAAAUUCUGGAAAAGAAGAAUUGAGAUUGUAAUAAGAGAGUAUCAUAAAUGGCGCACAUACUUCAAAAAAAGGUUGCAGAAGCACAAAGAUGAAGACCUUUCAAGUUUAAUUAAACUUUCUGGGUUCGAUGACGGCUGCCCCGAAGCCUGUUAUGUUCCAUUUCAAGAUGAUGACUUGGCAGCAUGGCGUGCAAAAAGAAAAGGAAGUGAUACACCAGUUCCUAUGGAGGAGGAUCAGCUCCUGGAUAUGGACAUGUUAAUGUCUGAAUUCACUGACACGCUUUUUUCAACUUUGUCCUCACACCAUCCAGUUGCCUGGCCCAACCCAAGAGAGAUUGCACAUGCAGGAAAUGCAGAUAUGAUUCAGCCUGGAUUAAUCCCUCUACAGCCCAAUUUGGACUUCAUGGACACUUUUGAACCUUUCCAAGAUUUGUUUCCAACAACUCGCUUCCCAUCUUUGGCUGGCAGCCUGUUCUCUUCACCCACUCCUUCUGUACCUUCUGUCACUUCCCUAGGUGCCAGUAGCUCACCACCACAGGAAACUAUCCUGCCAGCUGGGAAUCUAACUGGCACGAUGUCAUCAGUUAACAUUGAGGAGGAAUUGAUUCCAUCUCCUGGUCCUCCUUCAGCGAUGGAUCGUGUUAAUACCAGCAAUGACAAUAGUAAUUCAAAAUUCACAGCUUUUGUUCAGAGUCAAGAAUUUCGUCCACAGACAGCACUAAACAACCAGCAGACAUUUUUGCCACUGUUUUCAUCUGAUGUGCCGCCAUCUCAGACUUCCCAGCAGCCAGAAAGAGUCAAGUCAGAAGUGCCUUCCAACAUGUCUCUGAAUACCCAGUCGUUUAUAAGUCCAGAGAAUCAGAAGUUUACUUUUUCUGCUUCACCACCACCACCAGCGAUUACUCAUACUGCCUCAUCUAUGUUUACACAAAUUCCUGCUGCUACCACAUUCACCCAAAACCAGAAUCAUCAUGAUGUCACAAAACAACAAGGAGUGCCUUGUAAUAUUACUAUGCAGCCACCAAAAAUUCCAACAUCUUUUGCUAUACCAAAAGCUGGCCCUUCUCCAGGGCUUGGAAUUAGGCCUCCUAAACAGCUGCAGAAAUUUGCACCUGCAUUAAAGUCAGACCCAGUUCCCAUAGCACCUGCACCUUCACCAAAUGCCUUCUUAGCACAAUUUUUGGCAACAGGUUCCAAUGCUGUUCUUGUGACCUCUACCCCAUUAAAACGUGAAGGAGUACUGACUUGUGCAGUUACCCAGCCUAGUGUUGUUAUCACACCAGCUGCCAUUGCCACGCCCACAGGUGAUUUCCAUGGAAGUAUUUUAGUUGGUGCAGCACAACAACCAGGAGUGAUGAGCACAUCACGGCAAACCUCAAAACCUGCUAAGUCAAACAUUUCACAGUUGUUCACGUCAAAUGCAGCCCAGAGUGCAGUCCGCUUACAGCCCAAAGCUGAACAGAUCACAUCUGCAACCUCAAACAAACAGGCACCUUCACCCACGCCGACAAGUGGGGACCGACAGAAAUCAGGUCAAGGAUCUCCAGCAUCUUCAGAGAGAAUCCCAAGCCCACAGUCUCCCAUUAACAAUUCUACAAAACCUAAACCCGACCAACCAUUUAAGAGCCUGAGAAUGAACCAUAUUUCAGCAGAACAAAAGAGGCGAUUUAACAUCAGAGUGGGUUUUGACACUCUUCACAAUCUAGUGACCACUUUAAAACCCCAGUCGAAUGUAAAACCGAUGAGCCAUGCCGCCACACUGCAGAAAACUGUGGAAUACAUAGCAAAACUACAGCAGGAGAGGACACAGAUGCAGGAUGAAGCAAAACGUCUCAGGGAAGAAAUUGAGGAGCUUAAUACAUCAAUAAAUACCUGCCAUAAGCAGCUUCCUGCCACCGGUGUCCCAAUGACACAACAACGAUUUGAUCAUAUGCAGGAAAUGUUUGAUGAAUACGUCAAAUCGAGAACACUUCAAAACUGGAAGUUCUGGAUUUUUAGCAUAAUCAUAAAACCAUUGUUUGAAUCUUUCAAUGCCACGGUUGCAACCACAAGUCUAGAUGAUUUAUGCAAGACAACGCUGUCCUGGUUGGAUCAACACUGUUCCCUACCAGUUCUUCGACCAAUGGUACUGAGCACACUUCGUAAACUUAGUACUACCACGUCCAUUUUGUCUGAUCCAUCAUUGAUGCCUGAACAAGCAACGCAAGCUGUAAACAGAAUCAAUAACAACAGUGGGGAGUCAUAGCGUCAACUUGUGUUGCAGUGGCAUUUCCUGUGAAAUGUGAGAGUCUCAUGGUUGGAGAUAACCCUGCUGGUGGAAAAGCAUGAGUAUGCUUUUUUUCCUCUCUUCCUCUCUGUGACUUUUGCACUUUAAACAAAAUGGAAAGCUGUGAUCUGGAUAGUUGGGCAACCUAAACCGAACUGCUGGGUCUUAAAUGUUUGCCCUUCAAUAGGCCUUCUGAUUUUAAGGGUAAACCCAAUAAUUAACACCAAACAAUUGGUUCCAAAAUUAGGGAAAUCUGUACCUGUGAAUACCAAUGUCUGCAUGCCAUAUUUCUGGUGUGAUGCAAUACAGCACAUUUUUGGCUCAUGUAAUAUUUGGUCUUUUUUCCUGCUAUAAUAGGUAGCAUCAGUACAGUGCACAACCUCAGUAUGUUAACCUGGGGGAAGGAAUGGGCUAAGAUGGUGUUAAGGCUGUUGCUAAUGUAUGCAAACUCCUUUUAGCAUUAUUCUUUGUGAAGCCUGUUUACGCAUGAGCAUCUAUUAUUCACUCGAGGUAUUUUAUUUGCUCCAAAAUUUUAAUUGCAUCCAAAGUUUGGAGUACAAAGAUUUAGUUUUAUUUUCAACCCCAAAAUCUGCAAUUCCUCUCAGCUGAGUUCACUUUUUAAAAUAACUUUGCUUAUAAGAACCCAUCCUUCAAAAGAAAAAUCAGAAGGUUUAUCCCUUCAGUCAUUCAAUAUCCUUUUUCAGUGCAUUACUCUGAUCUAGAAGAAAAUUAUGCUCAGGUACACAUAAGCUGCAAGUCCUGUGAACAGCAAUAAACAUUGUUGUCGGUGGCCUAUGAAAGCCUCAGUUAUACAGUCUGUACGUUUUGUAAAUUACUAUUAAAAUCACAUGUAAUGUAUUUAAGAGGAGGCACCUCAGAAUUAAGUUUUUAGAUACUUGUGACAAUGUUUGUUUAACUUUAUUUUUGAAACUCUAAUGCCUCAAUACUACCCUUUUGAUUUUUUUCCCCCCAGUAAGCUUUGUGAGGAAAGUGCAGACUGUAUGUUCAGAACCAAAGAAAAUACUUAACUAAUGUAAAGGCAAGUGUUUUUGCAUUUAGCCUCUAUUCUGUUUCACCAGUAAACAGGUAUGAAUAAUAUUAAACACUUAAUAUGUUACUAGAAAAAAAGGUGCUCAGUUGUCUCAGAUACAUGCAUGAAUUCACCUUCCUUGUGUUCAUUGGGAGGAAAAAGCCAAGUCCAUAUAUUAGAUAAUUUCAAAUGUUGCCUAAAGAAAAAAAAAUCUUCAUUUUGAAGAAUAAUAAAUUAUGUUUUGUAAUGACGUGACAGAAACAUUAAUUGUGUUGUGGUUGUAUUGGAUGAGGCAAUGGAAAACAAAGUGGUCACGUGUUCAAACUAGAUUCUGUAUGCAAUUUUGUGCAAAAUCUGAAACUUGAUUGGUGUACAUAAUUGUUUUAGGGUUCUGGUCUUAUCUACACAUUUUUCUAUUUAGAACCAUGAUGUAUUAAAGCUUCAUUUAUAUUUUAUUAAAUAAAAUAGAAGUCAAUUCUUA